AUGAGUUUGUUGUCAGCGAAAGCUGCUCUAACCCUUCUUCUAUUUGUAUAUGGGGCGAAGGCCAAAGGCGUUCGACCUCGUCAUGGUGGAUUUGUAGAGUCGAGUGAAAGCGUAUUUGAAGAAGAUGACAAAUCAUGGACUCGAUAUGCGAUGGAAGAAAUCAACAGCAUUUCCCCAACGGCGUCUCCAACGACACCAGCAUUGAUUGCAACUGAAACACCAACUCGAAGUCCAACGAACCCACCAACACGAGAGCCGGAUACACGAGUACCCACAAAACGCCCAACACCAAAUCCAACUCGUAGUCCUACUCAAUUUCCGACAGGAGGGGGGCCUAUUACAGCCUCUCCAACUCGAGCCCCAAAUCCGUUUCCGACCACUUCGUCACCGACAAGAAGCCCAACUCUAUUUCCAACGCCUUUGCCUACACCACCACCUUCGCCUUUUCCAACGGGUGUAAUUCCAGUUCCUACACCAAAUCCAACACCACCACCAACACCGAAUCCAACUCCGGGACCAACACCGGUGCCAACGCCACAGCCGACACCUGGUCCAACACCAUUGCCUACCCCAGCACCAACACCACCACCGACGCCACCACCGACUCCUCUUCCAAGCCCGCAACCCACUCCACAACCCACUCCGCAACCCACCCCAUCUCCCACGGUACCAGUGCAACCAACUGUACAGAUAAAGCUUACACCUUAUGCGAUUAAUAUUGCUGCUUGGGAAGAUCCUGGAUCCUACCAAUCUCAAGCCUUGCUGAGGACAGAGGAGCAAAUAGGUGCAGAAAGUAUGACAGAUGCAAAACUGGUCCAAUACUAUUCCCUAUACUGUAUCUAUACUGCAACUAAUGGAGUUGCAAACAAUAUCACAAACGACGAUUCUAGAUUUGACAACAUUGCUAUCCCCAAUUGGCUCUUUGAUAACAACUGGAAUGAGAAUGAUGUUGAUCCAUGCACUGGAUCGUGGUAUGGAAUUGCAUGCAGUAACGAACAGAUUAUCGGUAUUGAUCUGUCUUCCAACGUUUUGACAGGAAUUUUUCCACCUGAAGUUUCUUUGCUGUCGUCAGAAAACCCAUCUGGUGCAGGGUCCCUAAGAGCACUUGUACUUUUGAAAAACGAGUUCCUGUAUAGCGAAGAUAACUCAUGGAUUGCAGACUUGGGUUCUGAUUUGUUAACACUCUAUUUUCAGGAAACUUCCCUUGCUGGACCGCUGCCAAAGAUGCCGGAGAAUUUGUUCGAGUUUGAUUGCUCAUUCUCUUUGAUCAAUGGCGGUCUCACCGAUGAGAAUUUUGCUGGACUAAACAAUCUGAACUACAUGGUUGUAAGUGGCCUCUCUCUUGGGUCUUCUAUCCCAAGCGUUUUUGGAAGUCUUCAGAACCUUGAGUUCUUUUAUGCUGCAGAUUCCUUGAUCACUGGUGAUCUGGGAUAUAUGCAAGGAAUGCCAUCUAUCCGACAGCAUUGGGUGGAUGACAACCCUGGACUUGGUGGUCCCUUAUUUCCAUUCAUUGCUGACAUUCAGUCAAUGGAAUCAAUGUCGCUCACCGAUAACGCCUUGACCGGCAAUAUUCCUACCGAAUUUGGGCGAAUGACAAACAUCGAGGAUCUCUGGUUGUUUGGGAACAAACUCACAGGAACAGUACCAACAGAGAUGGGUAACUUGAGAAGAAUGAAAUUUUUUCAAGUUGAAGGAAAUGAUCUCACUGGAUCUAUGCCCGACGAAGUUUGCUCCAACACCCAGUUUCCUAGUGAAGUACUAACUGUAUUGGGGGCUGACUGUUCGGAAGUCUCUUGCUCGUGCUGCGAUUGCUGUAGCUAUGACACAUGCCCCAACAAGUAA
This is a messenger RNA of Cylindrotheca closterium, 1842 nucleotides long. The record is from the annotation of a GenBank genome assembly. Lineage: Eukaryota; Bacillariophyta; Bacillariophyceae; Bacillariales; Bacillariaceae.